CCUCUUGUUAAAUGUUUUAUAAGCUCUCAGUGGUGUAGCAUGUAUGCAGCAUCAUUGUUAAGAUGUCUCUACUGUUUAAAUAUGAAACUGUCGAGGAUCAUUAUAAAAUGAGGAUAAGGACUUAAUUGUUGUCAAUAAAAAACACACUCCUUUUGCAAGGACUUACAAGCACGGCGUGAACAUCAGUGUUUGUCGCGUAUAUUAGUAUCUUCAGAGGAGUGGUAUGUAGGGACUAGAUGUGGUAAAAAAUGGCGUCAUGAGAAUCCUUGGAAUCGAGUGGUUAUGAGUGGACAUUUUCUUUCUGUACUCACUUUGCUGUGCUCGGCUUGUGGAGGUUUAGCCAUGUGUACAAUACAGAGGUAUCCUACUUCUGUUGAGGAAUGGUACAACUGUGUACCGUGUCCACCUCCAAGGAAUUUCUCCUUGUUGUGUUCACAAGACAGCAUCGAUUGUACUGUGUUGAUAAAACUGCUUGAAGUUUGCCUCUCGCAAUAUAACCAGUACUACCAGCAAUGGUUUACCGAUGAAAUCAAGUGCGUAGAAAAACAUACAUGUUUGAACAAACGACCUUCCUGUGGUCUUGAUGAUGAACAAGUUUUUCAAAAUAUUUCGGAUUCCUGUAUAACAACCACCACUACCACUUCCACUACCACGACGAGAGCCACCACAACAACACCGUUUUACACCAGAACCACAACCUACUUCUCCACCACAACCCCUAUGAGAACGACGCAGACGACCAAUGAUCACGUGACAAACGUCACAGAAUCUCUCACAACAUCGUUUAUCGAAAUGAGCAAUGACACGACGUUGACCAUUUCUGUUACAGCCAUUCCACAAGAACCACCGAGCAUGGAGCCUAAAUCUUAUGACUUAUUAUUUAUUAUAAUAGGUGUUGUAGUUACUGUGUUUGCUGUAUUCGCAGCUGUCGUUUUUGCUUUCUGGAAAGUAAAGAAAAUUUACUAUGUUAAUUUUGAAAGCCCUCUUUACCGCCAAACUUCUACUGACUCGCGUUCACCGAUCAUAAGAACAGAAAAGGACUGCAGCAUACUAUGUGUCUUGCUCAAACAUAGGGUGACGUCACAUGACAACGGGUACCUGACGUCAAAAGAAAUUCAAAAGGGAUAUUACAACCAUGUUCCUGGGGUCGAAUCUCAAACUGUCGCCGUGUUUCAAAACAACGAAAUAUUCGAAGAGGAUGAGAGUAUUAAAGCGAACUGUGAUGACGAGCUAUGUGAAGAUAACGUCAUUACAAAUGACGUCGACCGGGAGACACGAAUAUAAUUGGAUGAAACAUUAAUCAAAACAUUCCUGAUAUUAAUACUCAAAAAAUAUUUGUUAGUAUGUAUAUACAGAUUAUUUAUGUAUUUAAUGGAUUUUAUGGUCCAUCUGUAAAUUAAAAAAAAAAUGUUUGGUUGUCCUCUCCCAACCGACUGAUUAAAAAUGGCCCGACUCAAUUUUUUUUUACAUUCCAAGACACAAUAUAUUUUUUUCUUUUAACUGAUCCUCAUAUCCCGUCAACAAAUAUGUUUAAUUUUUCUAGAAAAAAAAAAAGAUUUUUCCGCCUUAGGCCUAGGUACCUACCUACCGAUUAGUAAAUAAUUUUACCCUCAGUCGGGAGAGGACAAGAAAAUCUUAAUUAAAGAUGGCCUCGCUGCUUAUUAUAGUGAAAUAUCAGAUGAGUGCAAUGCUGAUACUUAUUACAAGCAUUGAAUUUUGAAGAGCAAAAUCUACUAAAAUAUACUACGGGUUUACAUGCUUAAAAAUGUUCAGUGUUUAUCUGUACUUUAUACAUUGUAUAUUUAUUCAUUAUUUAGUAAGAAUUUCUUUUUUUUGUGAUUUUUAGGGAGGAGGGGGAGUUAUGUUAAAAGGAAAACGGCAUGACUUCAUUGUUCACAUUGGUCCAACACAGCUAAAUAAUGGCCACGUUACAUUUUUUCUGAGAAGAAACUAAUAAUCAAUCAAUAUAAAUUUAUUUCAAAUACAGAUGUCUAGAAAUAAGAAAACUGUAUUAAGAAACUUUUCAAAAAGGAAAACGCAAUACAUUGUGUAUUGUUCUAAUAACAAAACAUACUUAUUUUAUCAAGAGUUGCGGCGACAGGCGUAUUUCUUUAUCCGAAGGCUCAAUAUAAUGAUAAAUAUUUACGAAUAGUUUUGUAAAUUAAGUAAAUUAAUCAACCGUUGGAAAUGUUUCGACAGAAUGUUGUAAAGAAUUGCACAUCUGACCCAAAGUGUGCUUACAUAAGUAAACUACAGGUAUUAUAGUUUAAAGUUUUGAGAGAGAAAAAAUAUUUAGCUCAAUAGAUUACAUUUUGAGUUGCAUUGUAGUAAAUGUCUGAUUAUUUCAUCUGCAACAGCCUUAAUACUUUUUUUUUAUCUUAACGUCAUUUCCGUAUGUUAUCACAUUUCCAUGUGUAUAUCAAUCUUUUGGUCAUAUCCGUUGUACGACAAAACACUAGAGUAAAGUAGAGCGUAUUUACAAUAAGCCGAUAUAAUAAUGAGGAAGAGGGAAUGUCCUUUAAAACCGAUAGCUAUAGCUGAAGCAACAUCAUACACAACACAGCUGAUUUUUCUUUCUCAAUUUGAAAUAUUCGAAUACACAGGAUUAAGUGGCAUCGGUAUCAUUUCCUCGUAAGCCAGGAAACAUACUUCAAUUCGUAUGUAUGAAGACACAUGAAAAUUCAGUCGCAAUUGGAAAGAUUGAAGUACUCUACGAAAGCUAGCUGACCAACGUCAAUUAAAAGGGAAUAUUUUUUAAAAGAUGGAUUACGUGAAGAGGAAAAUACUUUUUUGGGUUUUUGCUACUAUUUAUGGAUCCAAUUUUGAAAUUGACGUCAUCACUGGAAUCACAUCAUGACGAGAUUGCCAGAGAUUCGGUUUGGAUAUGAAUAGAUUUUUCUGGCCACUGAUCAUUUGGAUGUGUAGGGCUGGCGAAGUUAAAGGCAUGUGUACAAUCAAGAGAUACCCUGCUUCCUUGGAUGAAUGGUACAACUGUGUACCGUGUCCACCGCCUGGGAAAUUUUCUAUGUUGUGUUUACACGAGUGUGUUUCCAAUGAUUGUGAUUUUUUAUCAAACCUUCUUAAAGUCUGUCUUCCACAAUAUAUCAGAGAUUACCAACCUUGGUUUACAGACGACAUCAAGUGUUCCGAAAAACAGGUAUGUCUGGACCAACACCCACUGUGUGAAUCCCUUAAAAGUGAUUUUAAAAUCUUGAACGUCUCUUGUGAACAAACGACGGAAAGUAUGACGACAACGUCACAAUAUUUAACCAUGUCUACAUCAUCAGCGGACCGUAUUAUUACUACACAAUAUCUCACCACGCUUGGAGUUUCCACAACUCAAGUCAAUGUCAGGCAGACGACAAAACGUCACGUGAUUAAUGACGUAAAAAACGUCACGAUAAAUGACGUAAAAUACGUCACAACUUCAUUUACUGUAAGCAAUGACUCCAUUUUAAUUUCUACAAAUACCUCGAAUUCAAUUCCACUUUACCCACUGAAGACCGAAAACCAUUCUUCAAAUCCAGGCAUUGCUGUAGCUGUAGUUUUGCUUAUUUCAUUGGUUUUCUUUGCUUCUGUGAUCUUUGCGAGAAAAGCAAAACAAAAUUAUUCUGUAAGAAUCAGGGCACCUCUUGAGCGCCAGUCGUCCACGAGUUCCCGCGCACCUGUCAUCAGGACGGACGACGGUUAUACCAUACUGUGUUUUACGAUCAAACGUAGAAUAACGGCACGCAAAAAAGGACCUCUUUCACUGAAAGAUACUCCAAGGGGAUAUUAUAGCGCUGUUCAACUGGACGAAACUCAGGAAUUUCAAAAAGAUAAGGUGGAAGAGGAACAGAAAAUAAAUUCUUAUGACGUUAUCUGUUCAGUGGAGGAUGAGAAAGAGAAAAUAAAUUCUUAUGACGUUAUCUGUUCAGUGGAAGAAGAGGAAGAGAAAAUAAAUUCUUAUGACGUUAUCUGUUCAGUGGAGGAUGAGGAAGAGAAAAUAAAUUCUGAUGACGUUAUCUGUUCAGUGGAGGAUGAGGAAGAGAAAAUAAAUUCUGAUGACGUUGUCUGCCAAGUGGAGGAUGACGUCAUCAAAAGUGCCACACAUGAGUCAGAAGUGUAAAUGACAAAAGUUUAAUAAUUUAUGAAAUGAACAUUGAUUUUAUCGCAUAAAUUUUAACGGAGAUCUUUACCGGAUUAAAAUUUUAUAAUAAGAAAUGUAAACCAUGAGGAAUUCUUGCAACUAUGUGGCAGAUCCAAGCCUGUUAUGUUUGAUACAAGUACGAGUAGUGAAAUCACGCUAUCGAAAAACUAAAAAAAAAUAGGUGGCGGUUAUAAGCAAUUAGAUGUUAUAAACAAUAUGUUCAGGAAAUCACAGCUUGUUCGUUUAUCCAAGCACAACUCUUAUGAUGCAAGUAACAUGCAUACAAUUUAAAAACGUUAAGAGUAUAAUAAGGAGAAGUACAAUGUAAAAAAAAAAUCAUUUUUUUAAAAUUAACUAUGAACUGAAUUUGAAUCUUCAGACGAAUUAAUCAAAAUGUGUUUACAGUUCCUGGCUGGAAAAACGGGUAAAAAUAAAGUAAAGUAGUCUUUCAUUGCCAGUUUUAAAAAAUUUUGAUAGUCAUGUACCGAUAUUUCAAACAACUUUUUUUAAAAUUAAUUCCCAGUCUUCAUGAAAAUCCAAAAUCAAAGAUACAUAUAGCGGGUCUUAUUUAUAAAUGUGCUACCAAGCAUCUUUCUUUACCCCACAAAAAUCAACAGCAGGGAAGAAAACUGUAUCAGUACUUUUGAACGUAUUUGAGAAGUUGUUCAGAAACCCUUGACUAGCAAAGAUGCAAAGUUAACAACUGUUCAACACUUUAUAUUUUUGAAUUCUCCACUAUAAGUUAAAGACUACUACUAGUAGACAGAAAAACACUUGUACAUAUGAGACAACUGUUUCUAGUUGCUAAUAUACAAUUCUUUUCAUGGGUCACAUGCAAAUAUAUUGUGAUAAAAUACAACUACUGGAGAUAUUAUAUAGUACUAUUAAAAAGAAGCAUGUGUUUCUCAACAACUACAUCUAUGUAGUUUUUGGAGACUAGGUCUUCCAACAGUCUGUUGGAAUUUCCGAGGCCGCUUAUCGUGCCCCAAUACAAGCAGGACUGUUUUUGUAUUCAGAUGAAUUUGAAUUUGUUAAAAAAAAAACUACUAAAAAAGAAAUCUUGCUGUAGCCUUCUUUUUUACAUUCAAAUAUAAUGACCCCAUUCUGUUGGUCUGUCUGCAUUGAUUCAACUAUCCCACUGAACGUUAACAAAAAAUAUUAAAGACAUCAAAGAGUUUGAUGCUUUUUGCUGUUUUAUAUUUGGGUUUUUUUUUUCCAGAGAAAGCAGUUUAUGGCAAACUGACAUUUUAAAUUUAUAAUUAGAGUAAUGACUUCAAUUUUUUUCUAUUUUCAAGCCUCCUUUUAUAUCAAUCUACUCUUAUCACAUGCAUAUGAAGUUUAUGUCUCCCAGUUUUCUUUAAAAACCUUUAUUAACAAAUCUUACAACUGUUACGUGAUAAAAUGUAUCUAUUUCGGUUGAUUCUAUACGCAAUAGCAUGUUUUUGCGUACGGGUUCUAAAACAAAUCUUAGUAUGGACAAAAAGGUGAUGAUAUUAGAAUACUAGUAACAACAAUCUUGUUUAAAUAGCAUCUUAAUUAAACAAGAAACAAUAUUAUACAGUUGUUGACUGGGAUAGAGAAAAACGGUACAUCUGUUGGACCGAAGUGCAAGAUGUUGCCCAAGUCCGUAGGCCUGCAUCAACAGUAGAUUAUUAUAUCCCUACUAAGCAGUCCCCAUACAAUUUCUUACUUUAAAGAGUCCGUCUGUUUUCCUCGAUUGUCAGUCUAGGAACUUUUAAAAUAGGUCUACGGCCUUGGGCAGUCUACCCCAGUAAACAACUGUAUAUUCAACAGAUUUUUUAAAUAUAUAUCUAUCCCAUCGCAACGAAGUUGGAGGAUACACUGUAUAUUAAUCCAAUUGUGUGUUCGAUUGUUGAUGAGUGAGGAACUGAGCGCUGUACAAAUGAAACUUAAGUGAAGUAAUUUACAUCGGAAUCGA
Molecule: messenger RNA, 6068 nt
Organism: Saccostrea cuccullata (small rock oyster)
Lineage: Eukaryota; Metazoa; Mollusca; Bivalvia; Ostreida; Ostreidae
Exons: 8
Coding region: 283-1284 (333 amino acids)
Source: RefSeq, a predicted model, not a curated record